This is a messenger RNA of Helicoverpa zea (corn earworm), 3020 nucleotides long. RefSeq lists its product as uncharacterized. Lineage: Eukaryota; Metazoa; Arthropoda; Insecta; Lepidoptera; Noctuidae. Bases 227 to 1933 code for a protein of 568 amino acids. Gene Ontology annotation, molecular function: protein binding. The record is from RefSeq and is a predicted model, not a curated record. The transcript is spliced from 8 exons.
GUACUUCUGGUACAUAUUUCGUAGUUUGCAAAGUUCGAGUUUGCAAUUUCGCAGUUUGCGUUGCGAUCAAAAUAUUGUUUGUAAAGCACUAAAUUCGUAUUCAGUUAUAUUAUAUAUACUGUUAAAAUACUUUAUGCAGGUGUUAAAUACUAAACGUUGUGUAGUUUCACCACAGCACAAAUUCCAAAUAAUGGAAUUUUUAUAGAGAGCUAGUUGGUUCCCAUCCAUGGAUAUGUGCAUAAAAUAUCAGUCUGAAAACAUGUGGAAGUAUGUUACGCGUCGGAUCAGGGAUACGUGUGAGCGGAGUGCUAAUACCUUCGAUAGAUGCAGCACUACCGUGGCCAAUGGAGCUGCCAUUACCGAUGAGAAGAAUGACAGUCUUCCUUGCAAGUGGCUUGCGCUCCGUGGAGGAUCUAAGCCAUAUCAGAGUGAUAGCGGCGCAAAUACAAAAUGGAGCUUCGAAUUCGACCAAGACAAAAAUUGGAAGGGUGCCAUACCAUGGGCAAAUGAUAAAAAUGUAAAUCAUGAUAAAACUACUGGUUCAUCCCGCUGGUUUCCAUUUUAUGCCAAUUCUGAAGGAAAUCAGUGCAAGUGGAGUUUGGAGCAGCCAGCUACUGCACAUAAGAGUGUUGUACCAUGGGAGAAAGUGACAAAUGAAAAUCACUUCAAUGAUGAGCCUAAGGCCGGGCCACCUUGCAAGUGGUUCUUUGCCAAGCACGGCAGGAAGGCUAAUGAUUUGAAAUGGGAUUUCGAUCAAGAUAAAACUCUGGUGGCUGAGGUACCUGUGGAAAAUGUGUCUAAAGAGGAGAAUCAUGCCGGUCCACCUUGCAAGUGGACGUCAUUCCGUAGACGCUUUGGACCUGGCAGCAACAAAUGGAACUUUGAACAUCUCAAUAGCACCCAGACAGAUGUUUCACCAUGGAAAACAGCUGACAACACACAAAAGAAUGAUGACCAGAAAGCCGGACCGCCUUGCAAGUGGCUCUCAUUUCGUAAAUGUCGCAAGUCCUACCAGAAUGGAAGUGGAGCAAAUAGCAGGAAGUGGAACUUUGAGCCUAUCAACAAAACUUGGAUGGAUGCCAUCACAUGGAGUGGAGCAGCAGUUUUGGGAUGGUAUACUAGUCAAAUGAUACAUAUUAAGCUGAAAAAUCAUUGCCGUAGUCUUGAGAAAAGCUGUUCAUCUAGCUCUUCUGUGAACAGUCUACUCUGCUCUGUCCUACCAUGCGUAGGCCACAUGAACAAAAAUGACUAUUAUAUCAGUUCAGUGGAGAAAAUCGAGAAAUUGGUCUCUGAUUUUACUCCGACUGUGCAUUUGAUGGGCAAUGAGGAAGUCGCACACACACGAAAACACGAGAAUCUUAAAACUCCAGAGAGUAUUCCUACGACUAUAUCUGGCAGUAGCAAUAGUACGGACACUACAGAUGAUGACUUGGGCAAGGUGCUGAACUCCAUUGAAAACAGACUUGGACUUGCUGCUAUUGAAAACGGACAGUACCAAGAUGGACUUGGUUUACUAAGGUCUGCAGCACAUCGUAAUCAUGCUCCAGCUAUUUACAACUUAGGGCUGUGUUAUGAAAAAGGGUUAGGAGUAACUGCUGAUGAGAAAACAGCAAUGGAGCUGUACCGGUCUGCAGCAGCAAUGGAUCACCCCGAGGCGCUAUACAACCUCGGCAUAUACUACGGGCAAGGACGCGGCGGCCUCAAGCAAGACCAGGACACCGCCGUGCGUCUCCUUCGCCUCGCCGCAGUGCAAGGCCAACAAGCAGCCAUCGACGCACUCAAGUAUCUUGACGUCAGCAUUUCCGAACCACGACACAACGACGUCAACACUUGGACCUACCAACACGCACCGUUCUCAACACACGAACAAAUCGUCCCAACGCAAAGCAGGAUUUUUGUCGACAAUAUCAGUUUCCUGCAAGCGAGGGUGUAAACCAGUAAAUUUAAUUUUAAUUGGCAUUUUUGUAUUGUAUGGUGGUGGUCAAUGCAUCUUAAAUUAGUCGCUAAGCUACUAAUCAAUACACGCAUAGCGUGAUCAACGUGAGAAUGCACCAUGUAAUAUAAUUACAUGAUCUCUUCAAAAUUAUAAUUUAGAUUUUUUAAGAUGGAAAAUUUUUAUUACUUUAUCAAAUAAGUGUUGUUUCUUUUGAGUUCAUAUAACACCUAAUCUUCCAAAUGCUAAUCAAGAAAAUGUAAAGAAAAUAAUGUUUUAGAGUGGAAUCUUAAAAAACUUUUUCCUCUUCUCGCACAAAGUCAGUGAAAAGAUCGAUUAAGUUUCUCAGGCUCAGUGUAAGCAGAGUCUAACUGCCCGGGUUACACUGACUGAAGGUAUGUUACCGAUGAGAUUACCACUGCCACAAUGUAUACCAGGUAUUAACCUCGCCAGAGAUACAUUAGACACUGUUGGCCUUACUACAAAAACUUUAACCACUGUUUAACACUUGUCUAAAAAAAAUGUGGCUCCAAAAUGAACCAUAUGUCAACGUCAUAAUUUGACAUUUUUUUAGACAAGUCUUAAACUGACGUUAAAAAGUUUUUGUGGUAAGACGGUAUAUAUUCAAAAAAAAAUUGUUCCUUGAAAUGUAAGCACAUGAACAAAGGUAUUAACUUAAUAUUUUUUUGUUUUUACCUCAACAAUCAUAUGUUUUGGAUUAUGCGCUUUUUGUGUUGUUGCAAAGAAUAAUAUGGUACACAAACUUAGAAUGGAACUUGCAUGCCCAUUUUUUGUACUAUUUUCUGACAAUAUAAUGAAUUAUCCGCCUAUACUUUCGAUAUACGGAAGAUACUAACGGCCGGUUGCAUUUUUUAGUAUUCAAGUAUAUUUUACGUGUACUUGAACUUGAUUAUUUUCAUUGACAAAGUAAAUAUUAACUUCUUGGGUAAGCGCUCGCAAUUCACGAUUCAUUGUUACCAUAUUUAUGCAAUCGGCUUUUAGUAUGGGCCUUCAAAAAUUGACAUAAAAACAAUAAACAGAGCAAAGACGACACAAAUAAUGUACCAGUAGAAAGUAUUUGUUAAAA